Linum trigynum is the source of this 3132-nucleotide messenger RNA. The record is from the annotation of a GenBank genome assembly. NCBI's taxonomy places the organism in Eukaryota, Viridiplantae, Streptophyta, Magnoliopsida, Malpighiales, Linaceae.
AUGGAAGGGUGGGAGUGGGAAGGUGCUUCAGGAGAAUUGAGCGACGAGGAGAUUUGCUUGGAAGACAACGAUGACAACGAAGAACUUCUGAACCUCAGUGGUCAUUCAAAGAAGCUUCAGUUCAGGAGUGAUACUUCGAAGGCCAUAUGGAACGAGGAGUUAGGAAUGGCUGAGGUGAUAGUAAAGAGAGGCAAAAUGUGGAUUACAGUGGGUAUUGUGCGAGGUGGCAAGACAUAUUGCUCAAUUGAGGAGACUAUAUUUUUGGCUGAGGUUGGGGCAUUACAUCUCAUGGACACUACCAAUGUACAAUUCUCCUUGCAACACAUGUACGAGAAGAUUGCAGAAGAGAAGAAUGGUUGCGGCUGGGAGCUUUUUGAGGUUUAUAGGCACUUGAAGUCUCUUGGUUACAUCGUUGGCCGCCAUGGUGUUCCUUGGACCAUGAAGGGUGUAAAGAGCGAGAGCAACUCCAGCUCUUCUCAAGCCACUCUAGACCACAACAACAGCAACAAUGCAGUUGUGGAUGGCGAAUCGAAAGAUGUAGGCUCGAUCACUGAAUCGCUUGGUAAUUUGCAGAUUGAUGGGAUGAAACCCGCCUUCGAUGUUUACCUUCCAAACAGCAAGUUCAGGAAGUCUUCACCUGGUCAACCCAACUUCCUCCUCUGCUUAAUCAGGGACAACAUGCCGCCGUCUAGAGUGAAGAUCGAAGCGCUGGAGAGUCUGUGUGGUGGGAUUCCUGUGAAGUUCUGCCAUGUAGAGCAUGGCCGCGUCAGCUUUUUCAGCAUGAAGAACGCUGAGCUUCCAUUUCACGGCUCGACGGCACAGCAACAGCCGAGAAUCAAAGCAGCGUACUGGUACUCCGGCAGCGGCUAUCCAGUCGCCGAAAUAGACUCAUCUCUCUUCACCCACCUCGUCUGCGGAUUCGCCACCGUCAACUCCUCCACCUUCCAGCUCUCCACCUUACCGUCCGACUCCAUGUCCUUCACCGCCAUCGUCCGCCGCCGCAACCCCGCCGUCACGACCCUCCUCUCCGUCUGGAACGGCGAGCAACAGACCGCCCGAGCCAUCGCCGGAGAAAACGUCGCCGCCGCCGACUCCCUCCUCUCCGCCGUGGCUUCCACCCCUUCCCGCCGGAAUUCCUUCAUCGAGUCCACCAUUCGAGCCGCCAGAAUCCAUGGAUUUCAAGGAAUUGACCUGAACUGGGUCUGGCCCAAUGCCACCGACGCGGCGGCGAUCGAACCCUUACUGGAUGAAUUCAAAUCCGCCAUCGAUUCUGAAUCGGAAAAGUCAAACAAUUCGAAGCUCACCCUGACCAUGGUUGUUCGUCGCUCCCCGAAUUUUGGAUCCCUCAGCUACCCAGUUCAAUCCAUGGCCAGGAAUUUGGAUUGGGCGCAUCUCUUAGCAUUCGAUUACCACCUACCGACCAGAGAAAAUUUCACGGCGAACCACGCCGCCUUGUUCAACCCAUCCGGUGAUCGAAAUGACUCAACAGAUGCCGGAGUGAGGGAGUGGAUUCGGGUCGGGUUUCCGGCGACCAAACUGGUUCUGGGAUUGGCGUACCAUGGCUACGGCUGGAAGUUGGCGAAUCCGGGGGAUAACUAUCUGGGAGCUCCGGCGACGGGACCAGCUGUGACGAUCGCCGGCGAUAUGGGGUACAAGCAUAUCAAGUCUUUUAUUCAGAACUAUGGAUUUGGAGCUAGAGCGACGUAUAACUCAACUUACGUUGUGAAUUACUUCGUCGUGGGUUCGAAUUGGAUCAAUUUCGAUGGGGUGGAAGCAAUCGGAGCGAAAGUUUCUUACGCCGUGGAAAUGGGACUCGCUGGUUUUAUUGCCUUCCAGCUUAGCAAUGACGAUAAUUGGGAGCUCUCUCGUGCAGCUCAGUUGACGGACAUGGAAGGAAGUCAAAACAGGCGGCAGCUGCUGCUGAAAGUCUUGCUCCCAAUUGCGGCGGCCAUCACUCUAUCCGCCAUUGUUCUUUGGUACGCUCGAAAAAGAGUAUUGAAGAAGCAGAAAUGGUCCAUGUUCCAUGGCUUCACCAGAAGCUACAACAACAGUCCAGGUCAAGCCAAAGCCUCCCGUUCCUCUUCGCCUGCGUUCUUCGGCAGCAGAGAGCCUCCAAAUCUGCAGGCAUUCACCUUCUCCGACAUCAAAGCCGCCACAAACAACUUCUCCACCGAGAACUUGCUUGGAUCAGGCGGGUUUGGCCCUGUCUACAAGGGCGUGUUGCCUGGAGGGGAGGAAAUAGCAGUGAAGAGGCUUUCAGAAUCAUCGACUCAGGGGAUUGUGGAGUUCAGGAACGAGGUUUCUCUCACUGCGAGGCUUCAGCACGUGAAUUUGGUCAGGGUGGUGGGAUUCUGCACUGAGAAGGAAGAGAAGAUGUUGGUCUACGAGUUCAUGCCCAAUAGAAGCUUGGACUUCUACUUAUUCGAUCCUGUGAGGAGGUUAAAGUUGGAUUGGAACAAGAGGGUUGCCAUCAUCGAAGGAGUGACUCAAGGACUCCUGUACCUCCAAGAGUACUCGAAUUUUACAAUUAUUCAUCGAGAUCUAAAGGCUAGCAACAUUCUGCUGGAUGAUGGGAUGAAUCCGAAGAUCUCGGAUUUUGGGAUGGCCAGGCUCUUCAGGAAAGAUUUGGAUGAGGCCAACACUAGCAGAAUCGUGGGAACAUAUGGAUAUGUUCCUCCCGAAUACGUGAAAAGAGGGAUAUACUCGAUGAAAUACGAUGUUUAUAGCUUCGGGGUCGUGCUCCUACAGAUCAUUAGCGGCAAAAGGACCCAAUUCUACUAUGGUUCAAAUGAAGACCUACACCUCUUAGAACAUGCAUACGAAUCUUGGAGAAAUGGUGAAGGAAUGGAAUUUUUUGACUCAGCAUUGGACGAUUCAUCAUCGCACUGUAAGUUGAUGACAUGUCUACAAUUAGGAUUGUUGUGUGUUCAAGAAAAUCCGGACGAUAGACCAACAAUGCUGGAAGUGUCCUCUGUUCUGAGAAUUGGGGCUCUGGGAAUGGCUACACCAGAAAGGCCUGCAUUUUCGACCAAAAAGGAAAACAGAGAAGAAAUGGAAUUUGGUACUUCUAGAUCCCAACAACAAGUAUGUUCGUUUAAUGAGGAUGAUCUCUCUCAAGUGGAACCUCGUUGA